Molecule: messenger RNA, 1632 nt
Organism: Hirsutella rhossiliensis
Lineage: Eukaryota; Fungi; Ascomycota; Sordariomycetes; Hypocreales; Ophiocordycipitaceae
Product: coenzyme A transferase domain-containing protein
Exons: 6
Coding region: 1-1632 (543 amino acids)
Biological process (GO): ketone body catabolic process
Molecular function (GO): succinyl-CoA:3-oxo-acid CoA-transferase activity
Source: RefSeq, a predicted model, not a curated record
AUGGCUGCGACACUGAUGAGAACACUGCGCGCUCCCGUCCUGCCCCGGCGGACGGGCUGCGGCGCCCCGGCGAGGCUGCUCUUGGCGCAAGCCCCGACGGCGCCAUGCGUCCGGGCGGCGAGGAGCUUCGUCACGACGAUACCGAGGCGCUCUCAGCCGCUGACGCGGGUUUCCAAGCUCUUCGACAACGCCGACGCCGCCGUUGCCGACGUGCAGAGCGGCUCGACUCUUCUCAGCUCCGGCUUCGGCCUGUGCGGUGUUGCCGAGACGUUAAUCCAAGCACUCCACCGAAGAGGCACCAACGCCCUGCACUCGAUGACGGCCGUGUCCAACAACGCCGGCAUGGAGGGCCUCGGCGGCCUCUCCACCCUCACCGAGGCCGGGCAGGUCAACCGGCUGGUUCUGUCGUACCUCGGCAACAACAAGGCGCUCGAGAAGAAAUAUCUCGGCGGCGAGCUCGCCAUCGAGCUGUGUCCUCAGGGGACCUUGGCCGAGCGCCUGCGCGCAGGCGGUGCCGGGAUCCCGGCCUUUUACACGCCCACCGGAGCCCGCACGCUCCUGCAAGAAGGCAAGAUUCCGAUCCGGCUGAACCCCAAGGGCGAGGCCCUGGAGCCAGGCCGCAUACGCGAGACGCGCGAGUUUGACGGCCGGACGUUUCUCAUGGAGACGGCUCUGACGGGCGACGUGGCCAUCCUGCGCGCCUGGAAGGUCGACAAGGCCGGUAACUGCCAGUUCCGGUACACGACCAAGGCGUUUGGCCCGCUCAUGGCCAAGGCGGCGCGGCUCACCAUCGUCGAGGCGGAAAACAUUGUCGAGGUGGGCGAGAUCCACCCCAACGCCGUGGACCUCCCGGGCAUCUACGUCGACCGCGUGGUGCCGGCCACCGAGGAGAAGAGGAUCGAGGUGCUCAAGACGCGCAACCCGGCCGCCGACGCCGCAGCCGAGGCCGACGCCGCUGGCGGUGCCGCGCAGCAGCGGCGCAACCGCAUCGCCCGACGAGCGUCGCGCGAGCUCAGGGAGGGCUACUACGUCAACUUGGGCGUGGGCAUCCCGACGCUGGCGGCGACGUUUAUCCCGGCCGGCCGCACCGUCUGGAUCCAGUCGGAGAACGGCAUCCUGGGCAUGGGGCCGCACCCGACCAAGGACGAGGUCGACGCCGACAUUGUCAAUGCUGGCAAGGAGACGGUGACGCUGGUGCCGGGGGCGUCGUGCUUUGACUCGUCCGAGUCGUUUGGCAUGAUUCGGGGCGGCCAUGUCGACGUUUCUAUCCUGGGGGCCCUGCAGGUCAGCGCCGCCGGCGACCUGGCCAACUUCAUGAUCCCCGGCAAGAUCUUCAAGGGCAUGGGCGGCGCCAUGGACCUGGUGGCCAACCCGGACAACACCAAGAUCAUUGUCGCGACCGAGCACGUGGCCAAGAACGGCUCGUCCAAGAUUGUCCAGCAGUGCAACCUGCCCCUGACGGGCGCCCGUUGCGUGAGCACCAUCAUCACCGACCUGUGCGUCUUCCAGGUCGACCGCCACAACGGCACCCUGACACUGACGGAGUUGGCGCCGGGCGUGAGCGUGGACGAGGUGCGAAGCAAGACCGAGGCCAAGUUUGCGGUGGCGGAUAGCGUCGAGGCGAUGGAGUGA